AUUUAUUUCAUCCUUUACAAAGAAAAUAAAUACUCCUUUAUAACAAGCUUUUAUUCUCUCCAUAUAAGGUUUCAUUCAAAAACAAUAGAUAAUUUUUAAUUCUUUCCAAAUGGAAAAUAUUUUUUUUUUACUAUAAUAGAAAAUUCGCAUGAACUUUUUUCAUUUUUUCCUUCGGAAUUACGGAACUACAUCGAUCGUCUAUCCAACCACGUGCUAAUGUAACCUGCGACAAUAUAACGAAAAUAAAAAUACACACAAAUAACUUCACAAAUAAUAAUACAGAUAAAUUUCAAAUUUGCGUAUGUUUCGACGAACGGUUGAACGUAUUUCUUUUGUUAUUGGUGGUGCACUUUUAGGGGCAAUUGGAUUGUACGAGUAUGAAAAGUUAGGACCUAAACUUCCAGCUCCACUUCCAACAUUGAAGCCGCCGUUGACGUCAAUAGUACCGGAAUUUCCUUGGACUGGAUGGCGUGACACUGCAAUUAAUGAUUUAUUUGAAAGAGAUGCAUACAUUACAUCUUAUAAUCGACGAUUACGUCACCCAAAUUGGGUAUUAGAACAUCUUACAGAAGAAUCAUUGAAACGAGGGGAAGGAGUUGAUCGUAGUAAAUCUCGAUUUCUAGAAGAUCUAGAUAUACCAGAAAAAUUUCGUGCUAGAUUAGCCGAUUAUGUUAAAUCAGGAUAUGAUCGUGGUCAUAUGGCACCCGCUAGUGAUGCUAAAUUUUCACAAGUAGCUAUGGAUCAAACUUUUCUUUUAACUAACAUAGCUCCGCAAGUUGGUAAUGGAUUUAACAGGGAUUACUGGGCACAUUUUGAAGAAUUUUGCAGGAGAUUGAUUUAUAAAGAAGGUUUUGAAAACGUUUAUGUAUUCACAGGACCAGCAUAUUUACCAAAGAAAGAAAAUGAUAAGUGGUAUGUAAAAUAUGAAAUGAUAGGUAGUAUUGCAGUUCCAACACACUUUUAUAAAGUGAUCUUGGCAGAUAGGGCAGAUAAGGAUGAUCCAAAAAAACGCUUUUAUGCUUUGGGUGCUUUUCUAAUGCCAAAUGAACGCAUAAGCGAUACCACACCGUUGCAAGUAUAUAAUGUUACUCUUGAUAGUUUAGAAAGAACAACAGGGUUAACUUUCUUAAAUCAAGAUAUUGUAGAUAAAUCCGUUCCUCUUUGUAGUGUAGAAGCAUCAAAAUGCAUCAUUGUUGCUAAUCCAAAACACAUUAAAGAAGAACUGAGGUCUGUUUUGCCAGAACCUUUAAAGGAUAAAAGUGAGACAAAAGUUAAUAUUUAAAUAACAAAACAUUUUUGAUAUAUGCAAAACAUAAAUAAAAUGAUUUUUUCUUGAGCUUAUUCGUAUUAAUUAAAUACAAAAAUAUAAUUACAUUGAUGGAAGAGAAAAAAAAAUUGAAUUAUAAAAAAAAAAAUAAAAAAAAAAAAU
Molecule: messenger RNA, 1429 nt
Organism: Rhizophagus irregularis DAOM 181602=DAOM 197198
Lineage: Eukaryota; Fungi; Glomeromycota; Glomeromycetes; Glomerales; Glomeraceae
Biological process (GO): apoptotic DNA fragmentation
Cellular component (GO): nucleus; mitochondrial inner membrane
Molecular function (GO): RNA endonuclease activity; nucleic acid binding; metal ion binding
Source: RefSeq, a predicted model, not a curated record